UAUAAACCUUAAAUCUAUUUUUACCAUAUACUGCAAUAAAAAUAGUACAUGGUUUUUCACCGUGUUUCUAAGUUUGGUAUGUGAAGAAAAUUAAGAUGAGUCUGCGCGUUUCAGAGUUUUCUCACGUUCUGAGCACGUGGGAAGUUUAUCCCCGUGUGCAUUAUUUCCAGAAACGCUUCAGAGAUCUCUUCAAAAGAUUUGGCAACAUAACAAAUAAGGGGCCAUAUUCUAAGCUCUUUAGAAAUCUGGACCUGAUAGAUCAGCUUGAGGAUUUAUGCAGUGAUCUUGAGAAGUCACUGCAGGUGGUUGUCAUUGGUAAGGACAACAUGGGGUUGAAUGAUUUUAUCAUUACUGCAGAUCCACUACAGCGAAAGGCAAAUGACGUAACAUUGUCAGAAACGGGAGCUAACUUUCCUGGAAUAACCAUAGUUAUAUGUUAUGCAAAGAUACACAAUACAGACAGAGAAGGAGUUGAGAACGCAAUGGAGACGGUUGAUCAUUUCAUGUCUAACAUGAAGAAAAUGAACCCUAGUUUAGUGAAUAACAUGUUCAUUGUAUGUGAAACAAGUGCAACGAAACUGGUAAAUGAAGCCGAACAGUUCCGCAAUGAUAUCCUGUCUAACAUCAGAAAAUGCUAUGAUGUCAGACUAUCCUCGGAAAGAAUCAUAUUAGGACUUGGUGGCAAAUCGCUCAGCAGCAAGAUAUCUGUAAUGGUAGAAACAAAAAUCGUUCUUGGUUUGAUAAAGACCGAUGCCCACUUGCAGAAUUUUGUUAGAGAAAAAAGUCGUAAUAAGACAGAAACUUUCGAUGUAUUAGAAACAGAACAGUAUUUAUGUGCAGUACAAGGAUUUUUGAAAAACGGAUUAGGAUUUGUAGACAUGCUGGAGAACAAUAAAAGCGAUCUAUUUAUUGAAAUUCUUCUGGACAACCUCACACGCGUUAUCAGAUGCGCGAUUCUAGACCCGUUGUCUUCGAAAUAUAACAUAUCACAAGAUGCUUGCAACCGACUCGCCCAGGAGAUGAACCUUGAAGAUGAGCUUAGAAAGAGCAUUUCAAAAAACACGCGCUACCAUCUUAGUAAACUAGAACAGCAUUGUCGAGAUAUGGUUAAAGCGACGGAAGAGAAAAACAAGUGGUACAAGUUUCCUGGCAGGAACUUUAUGUUUAUCGUAUAUCCUUUACGGGACGAUAUUAGGAAAUCAGUUCUUCUCUUCGAAGAAAGUCUAAGCUCUGUCCAGCGCAGUGCAACUGUAAUGAAAAAGAUGAUGUUUGAGAUCGACGGAUAUAUUCGACAAUCAAUAGUUGAGCCGGAAAACAUAAAGAGAGGAGAGAAAAAGGCAACAAUAUCGGAGACUUUGCGGCAGAAACUAUUAAAGAUUGAUGGUGUUUUUGGGGUCGGUACGCUCUACGGUGGGUUAGAGAUCCAUAUCGAUAAGAAGCAGAGAAGUCUGAACGAAGUUCAAAAUGAUAUUACAGAACUUCUAGAACAAUCUAAAAUGCAUCGACCAUAUCGACUGAGGGAAGUAGUAAAUAAGCCAGCUGAGUUGGUAGGUUGGCAGUGUGAAAAUGGAAGCAACAUCGAAAGUCCUUCACCGAAUAAUGGAAGACUUCGGAAAGGGACGUUAGGGGGCUUUGCCAAUAGCAAUGACAACCAAAUAUAUGGGCUUACAUGCGCACAUGUUGUUCAAGGAAACGAAAAUGAGCAUAACGUGUUUAUAACCAAUGGCUCAUUAGAAAGGCACCUGUUUGCUAAAAGUAAACCGGAAAUGACUAUCCGUUUUGGAAGAAGUCAACACACAUAUAUUGAUUUUGCAGCUGUGAAAGUUAUCGAUGAUGUGCGCCACAAAUGUAUCCCAUUUUUAAAAGAUGAUGACGGUAUUGAAAGAAGGCCAACACUUACCAAUGAAACCCCCGACGAUCUUGUUGGGCUAUCUGUUUACAAGUAUGGUGCCACAACCCAGUUGACCAGUGGCGUCGUUUGCUCGGUGGACUACAGUGUGUUUGAUGCGCCUGAUGCCAAAGAUUAUAUUGUAGUCAUCGACACUCCUCCUGGCAGUGAAAAUGGGUUUUACGCGAGGAAGGGGGACAGCGGUUCCAUAAACUGCAUGACAGACUUAGAAAACGACGACAUCAAGAUAGAAGCCGUAUCAAUGCUCAGCCAUGGUGAUUUUAAAUUAGAAGGCUUAGAUGAUUCUUUAUGCUUAUCAUUCCUUCUGAGAAAAGGUAUUGAAAAAUUGAGAGAGUGCUCCGGCGGAGUAGAACUCUCGAUGCCUACAGAAUGUCUAUGAUGGACCCUGAAAAGCAAAAUAUGAUACAUGGUUGGGUACUUACAGUUUUAUACGCUCAUUCGAACAAAGGUUAGGUUACGUUUUAGUAUUAUAUUGAAAGAUGGACCAGCGUCGAUUGUCUCUCGGCAUCGGUCUCAUGACUUCUUUUUAUGAACAACUCGAUUGAUGUUCGCCAAAAAUGAUUAGAAACAAUAAUUUCAUAGACAUGUGUUGUUUUACUAUUUUGUUUAACUGCGUUAAAAGGAGCUAUUACUUACAAUAUGAAAUCCUUGAAAAGACGACAUGUGAUGACUCAUUUAAUGAACUUCCACUAACGUAAUCAACACAUCCUUGCGUGUGUGUGGUCUGUUGUUUAAAUGACCGUUGCUCUAUCAUACUUUAGAAAAUAAGGUUUACAUUUUCACUGUUUGCUUUGUUUUCGGUGCUCCCGAGGGAUCUACUUUUCAGAUUUUAUUUACAGUUUGGAUUACCUGUUCUGUGCAUAGAGGAGAUCGAUUAGUUUAAAGUUGGGUUUUGGAACGUUAGUGGAUGGAAACCUAGCUGUGACUUAGACAAUUUAACCUACACGUUUUAUGUGAUUUCAAUCAAAAUUGUAACAUUUAAGAUAUGUCAGAGUCACGUCUUGUAGAUGUGACGAUUAUCGCCCGAGAUAAUAUGAAUAAAUAUGUCCGUUCAGGGUCAGGUAGAAUCAAACUGAACUUUUUAUAUUUUUAAUAUAACUGAUUUAGAAAAAUGUUUUGAAGGUUGAAAAUGGAACACAAGUUUGAACGAUGUAUUAUAUUAACAUGUGCAUGCUCUUUGCCCUCAGAAAACUCGUCUAGAUAUUUUGAAGUUAACUCUUGUUUUUGAUCAGCUCCUAACUGAUGUUUAUAGAUUUCAAAAUGAUGGUUUUGUCUUCGUAUGUGGAGAGUUAAAUAGUGGGAAUGUAGAUGAUUUUAUUUGUGGAACAGAUGAUAUUUCAGAACGUGAUGGGGUAGACUUCACUGAAAUUACUUAUUGAUUUCCUGAUAAAUAGAAAUAAGUGUUUUUAAAUGGUAAAAAUUCAAUAAGAAAUGAUUUUACAUCUGUCUCAAUUAAAGGGUAAUCUGUGGUAGGUUAUUGUAUUGUACCUCAGGAUUUUGCUGUUACUCUUGCUACGGAAUUGAUCAACAACUUGAACAGGCUAGCACCCACUAGCAUACCAGAUCACUCGUUUCUUUCAUUGAAUGUGGUGUUUUCUGGUACUUAUUGUCAAUCUGAAUCAAACCUGCAAUGUACUUUUUAAAAGGUUUGAUGUGACUGAGGUGCCUAGUAACGUUAUGGGUGAACAUGUCUGUCUUUCACAGAUAAAUCUUGUUAUUGAUAAACUAGAACAGAGUCUGCGUACUCAAAGUGAUAUUGGUAAUGUUUAUAGUGAGUGGUGUGAUGUUAUUAAGCACAAUUUGUACAAUAGUAUAACAUUUAAAACUCUACAGGUUGGUAGAUCAAAUAAGAAAGCAUAAACCUGGUAAAUCUUGGUGGUCCGAUAAUCUUUCUAAGUUAUGGUCCGAUAUGUGCACUGCAGAAAAUAUGGAGACAAUCAACAUAAGAAAAUUAAAAUACCAUUGGAAGUGAUUUUGAAUAAUGGUAAAUUCCCAAAGGUUGUACUAGUCGUGUUAGAAAAAUGGGAUGUUUAUUUUAGUGCUUUUUAAGCAUCAAAACUCGAAUCAUGUGACUAAUUUACGCACUAAAUCUGUUAAUGGAGACGAUUUACCUUUCAAUGAUUUUAUCUCUGUAAUAGAAAAUGAAAAAAAUACCACUGUUGAUAAUGCAAAACGAGGUAAAGCAGUAGGGGCAGAUUCUAUACAUGCUGAAGUUUUAAUGAUUGUGCAAUAUCAUUUCUGCACACUUUCUUUAACAUUUGUUUUGAAAAAUCGUACUGUCCCCUCUGCAUGAGGUAAGUGUAUAAUUAAUCCAGUACCCAAGUCCUCUGGAUUAGACCCAUUGGAUCAUCUUCCGUACAGCAUUAUAUAGUAUUACACUCAGUUGUUUAGUAACUCUACUGCAGUAUUUUAAAGGAUAGGUUAAGUUCUUGGGUAGAAAGUAUUGGUAAGCUAGAAGAUUAACAGGGUGGUUUCCUGAAGAAUCGCAGUAACAUUGACAAAAUUUCAUUACUUACAAGCAUCAUAGAUACUAGAAAGAAAAACUAACUACCAACCUUCACAGUUUUUAUUGAUUUUAAUAAUUUAAAAAGCGUUUGAUUUUAUUAACAGAGACAAGUUAUGGAAUAGGCUGUAUGAUUUUGGUAUAAUUAUGUGGUAAAUUUUUGAAAGCUUUUAAAUCCCUUUAUUCAUCUGUUACUUCUUGUGUAAAAUAAAUACUUUUUGUAAUGACUGGUUCGAAGUAAAUGUUAGCCUUAGACGUGGCUGUAUCUUGUAAUACAUCAAUAACCUUAUACCUUAAACGUUUUGAUACAGGAAUUUCUUUUGCUGUUGAGAAAGUCUGCAUUCUUUUAUAUGCAGAUGCUAUUAUUUUGCUAACAGAGAAAGCCGAUGACUUACAGACAAUACUAAAUAUAUGGUCAGAUUUGGUGUAAUACAAAUCAUAUGAGCAUUAACUCUUGCAAAAGCAAUAUCAUGCACUUUCAUACUCCGUUUGUACAAUUUACUGUUAAGGUUUUUUGUGUGGAAAUAAUCAGUUGAACAGUGUUAAAAAGUAUGUACUGUCAAAAUGUAGUUUGCAUUUAACCCAAAAUGCAACAGAAGUCGAACCAGAUUUUUUUUUAACAUUUUCAGAUACAGAUAAGUUGAAAUUAUUUCUCAGUGGUUCCAGGUAAUUUAGAUUAAGUGGCAAAACCUGUUAUAACAUUUUAAAUAGAAGAGUGUUUUAUCUAUGUAAAUAAUAUCUAUACAGCUUAGUAUUUUAACAUGUAUGAUACUUUGUAUUUUACAAGAGGUUGCUGCUAAUCCGGUUUCUUAUGAUCUUACUAAGGUCGCAUUUGAUUGUCCUGGAUAUUUCCUUUUUAAGGGAUAUAUAUUUUUGUAAUUGUGCUGUAAGCUUUUUAUCUUCAACGCAUUUUAGAUUAGGUAUCAGCAUUUCAUUUUCUUUUUUAGCUCGCAUUUUUGAAGAAAAAUAUAGCUAUUGCACUCUCCCCGGCGUCACCGUUGCCGCUGGUUAAAGUGUUUGAUAAAGUCAAACCUCUGUUACUAUCAAAGCUAUUGACUUGAAACUUAAAAUAGUUAUUCACUAGUUAUCCUCUAUCAAAGUCUACAGCACGAGAAACAACCCCCGUAACUCUGAUUAUUAUACGCCCGAAGGGACGUAUUAUGUUAUACCCCAGGUGUCCGUCCGUCCGUCCGUUAGCAAUUUCUUGUCCGCUCUAUAACUCUUGAACCCCUUGAAGGAUUUCAAAGAAAGUUUACACAAAUGUUCACCACACCAAGACGACGUGCAGAGCGCAUGUUUUGGAUGUCUCGCUUCAAGGUUAAAGUCACACUUAGGGGUCAAAGGUCAUAUAUGACUGCUUUGUGUGUAUUGCUCUGCAUUGCAGUGCUCUUGUUUUUAUUUGGCAAAUCCCUUUUUGUUCACUUACAAUAACUUUUACUUCUAUUUUAUGUUACUAUAAAUAGCUUAUUUUGAAACUUUGUUAUUAUUGGCCGUAGGGAAAAACCGAGAGCACUUUUCGUUGGUACAACAUGGAUAGUACGUUCAAUUUUUAGGUGUAUUUUGACAUACCUGUACCUGGUAAGGAUUUUUUCGUUGGCUGCAAGAGGACGAUAGUACUACCGUACCGGCCCUUUCGUGAAAUUUACUUUUUCUUGAAUCCUCUAUUGUUUUCACAAAAGUACAAUAAUAAAGCGUUAAAUCUUUGAUUAAAACAUGAAAAACUCCUGAGACCUUUUGUCCCAUACAUGUAUAUUGUUUUACUGUGAAUAGAAACACGAGCAUUAAGCAUCACAUUUUUUCUUGUCUGAAUAUACAACUAACAAUAAACAUGAAGUGGUCGUGA
Molecule: messenger RNA, 6255 nt
Organism: Mercenaria mercenaria
Lineage: Eukaryota; Metazoa; Mollusca; Bivalvia; Venerida; Veneridae
Exons: 5
Coding region: 96-2288 (730 amino acids)
Source: RefSeq, a predicted model, not a curated record